ACACCCUGAAUGAACUGCUGAAAAACUGCUUUCAGAGGUUUUACAUUCAGUUGUAGCAGCAACAGCAAAGCCUGUUGCAAACAUGUGGGCUGAAGAUGACUUGGGCCCUGGUGCUCCACCGUGUCUUGAGAGCUAUUCAGCCCCAGUAGAAGGCAAAGUCUACAUCAUGUAUCACGGCACAUCCGAGGUGGCUGCUGAACAAAUUGCUGAAGAGGGUUUUAUUCAGUCCUCUAAAGGCAUGCUCGGACGUGGCGUCUACCUGAGCCGAGAUCUAGAAAAGGCCUCCAGAUACCCUCUGAAUCUGCCUGAAGACCAGAGAGUGAUUGUUAGAGUGAUGGUUGAUGUUGGGAAAGUGAAGAAGAUUGACUACCAAGGCCAUCCAAUGCAGAAAACCUGGCAUGAUCAUGGGUACGACACUGCUUGGUGCCCUCCAGACUGUGGAAUGGUGCCAAGCGGUCUUGAAGAAGAUUGUGUUUGGGAUCCAGAACGAAUCACAGUCAUUGAUUUAAUUCAUCCAGAACAAAACGAAGAAGAGGAAAAUGGUUGCAGACUUUUCUGAAGAGGCUGAACAGAUUAUACCAAUAUAGUUAUUUGUAUUUCUGAUUCUAAGAAUGGACAUGUUAAUAAAUAUCAAUAUUAAGGUGA
Molecule: messenger RNA, 645 nt
Organism: Danio rerio (zebrafish)
Lineage: Eukaryota; Metazoa; Chordata; Actinopteri; Cypriniformes; Danionidae
Gene: gig2i
Product: grass carp reovirus (GCRV)-induced gene 2i
Source: RefSeq, marked provisional